This is a messenger RNA of Ambispora leptoticha, 531 nucleotides long. NCBI's taxonomy places the organism in Eukaryota, Fungi, Glomeromycota, Glomeromycetes, Archaeosporales, Ambisporaceae. The record is from the annotation of a GenBank genome assembly.
GUAUUUACAACGCGAUGGCUAACAUGGUGCGGGCGGAUAAGUUUCGUUAUCCAUUAGUUUACGGUCGAGGUAAUUUUGGUUAUGAUAAAAAUCCUCCGGCGGCGAUGCGUUAUACAAAGGAGGAACCAGUUGUCUUGCCGGUGAGUCUUCCCAACUUAUUAUUAAACGGUUCUAGCGGUAUUGCGGUGGGAAUGACUUCGGAUAUUCCGCCACAUCAUUUAGGGGGAACUUUAACCGCUACCAUCAAUCUAAUUAAUAACCCAGACUUAAUUACUAUUCAGAAAUUAAAAGAGAAGAUUCGCUUUAAUGAUCAGCAAAUCACUGCCGCAGAUUUUAAGAUGCAGGAGGAGGAAAAUAGUGCCGCUAAACAAUUAAUUGAAGAAAAAUACAACGUACUAAUCAGCGAAAGAAAAAAAAUUGAGGAAGAUUUCAUUCAAUUAAAAAAGAAAGUCAAUCAAGAAUUAGUUAACGAUUUACAAGGACCUGAUUUUCCCACUGGCGGCUACGUUUUAGAAAAAGAAAAAUUACCUA